AUGGACCGCCGCCCGGACAAUUCCCUGGAACGUCCCGGGGAUCGCGGAGCCGCGGGGGGCGGGGCCGGGGGCGCCCGGGGGCGGGGCCUCGGCUCUGGCCCCGCCCCGCGGCCCCGCCCCCCGAGGCGCGCGCCGCCCGCAGCCGCCGUGCCGAUGCCACGUGGGAGGCGGCGGAGCCGCCGCCGCCGCCGGGCCGGAGUCGCGGCCCCGCUAACGCUGGGGACGGCGCUCGCCGGCCGCCGCGAGGAGGGGAGGUCGCGGAGCCCCCGGGACCGCACCGGGAUCGCCGAGACCCGAUGGGUGCUCGGCGCGGUGGCGCCCGGCUCGCGGCUCGGCCUCCCGGGCCUAGAGGCGCUGGCGGCGGCGGCCGGGCCUAGGGGCGGCUCUCCGCCCUGGGCGGCGCCCUCGCUGCUGCAGGUGCCGGCGGCGGCCCAGCCGGCCCCGCGGCGGGACGGCAGCGACUUGCCCGCCGGCGCGCCCGCCGCCCUGGCCGUGCUGCGGCUUCAGCCCGGCGCCGAGGGCUCGGCGCGGGCGGCGGCAGCGGCGGCGGCCGGGGCCGCGCCGCGCCUGCGGACCGUCUACGUGAACCCGCGCUGGCUGGAGCGCCAGGCCGCGCUGGGGGCGGCGGCGGCAGCGGCGGCGGCCGCCAGCCCCUGCGCCGAGGCGGCAGCGGCGAGCGGCGCGGCCGGGGCCCCGGCUCCGGCCCCAGCUCCAGCCCCAGCCCCUGCUCCUGCUCCUGCUCCUGCUCCUGCUCCGGCCCCAGCUCCGGCUCCGGCAGCAGCGGCGGCGGCGGGGCAGGGCGAGGCCGAGGCGGCGGCCACCCCCUACGUGGGGCUGCGGCGGCCGCUGGGCUACAAGUUGGCCAAGGCCACGAAGGAGCGGAUCUGGCGGGGGGAGUUCAUUGACCUCUUUUCCUUGCUCCACACAGAGCUGGCCCCCGAGCACGGCCCGCGCCCGGGGGACACGCUGGACCAGUGGGUCUCGGCCUUCCUGGUGUACGCCAGCGUGCUGUGCGAGAAGCACCCGGCGCGCUGCGGAGCCAUGUUCAAGUACCUGGACACCAUCCGCAAGCUGCACGCCACCUACGGGGGCACCUCCUGGAUGAACUACGAUGAGGAUUUCCGGCGGCGGGCGGCCAAGAACCCCUCGCUGCCCUGGGGCGACGUCGACUUGGACCUGUGGAUGAAGUGGAUGGCGCCCCUCAAGUCGCUUGUCCCCAGACGCCUGCGUACCGACAGCGAGACACAGGCCUCGCCGGCCCAGCCGCCACCGCCGGGCCAGAGCCCCAAGCAGGAGGAGAAAAGCCAGACUCCAUGAAAACAGAAGACCAGUUGGGAUGGGAGUCAGACUAAGUGGCCUGACUCCGUUGGUGUUUAAGUGGAGCUCUGGUAUUCUAGUGCAUUCUUUUACCUCUGCUUCUGUUGCGUUGCAAGCUGUGCUAGAGAAGACGUAGGAAAUUCAUUGUACCAAUCAGCAAUUGUAACAAUGGACUACAAACCUGCAGAGCAAGCCAGUUUGCUGGAAAACAGGAAUUCCUGCAGCGCAGCACUUGUCACAGACUAUCCAAAGAGGGCAAAGAUUCAGGAAGGUGAAUAAAUUGAACACUGGUUGAAUGAGGUCAGGAGCACUCUCCCGGAGGAGAAUCCUGCCUAAAAUACUACUUUGAAAGUAAAAGCCAAUUUAAUGCGCAGAUUAAACCUUCUCAUUUGACCAAACUUGUGUGCAAUCCUGGAUCUUUGCAGAUCACAACCGGACACUUCAGAACCCUAUGUAUUAUAUUUGUUUAAAAAAAUAAAUCAUAACUUGUCUUGUUACAGCUGUUACUUUUGCCAUUUCAUUGAGAGUAUCUGCAACAUAAAUGUGUAUUUGACUCAGAAAAGUAUCAUACACUUGGGAUAAUAACUCAGGUUGUCAACAGAAUUAUUCUGUUAGGCUCAGUAUCCUCUUUCCAUUGUUCUGCAUUAACCAUUACUGUCAUUGUCAAAUAGUCCAAUUGUGCAUUACAAAAUUCUUCAUCAAUUAUAAUGAUUGACCUAAGUUAUAAUUUUGUUUAUAUCCUAGUAGAUUACUUAAAAUCGUGACCAUCAGACUUUGUAGUCUGGUGUUCAUGAAAAUCUUUUUCACUGAUUCACAGUUUUCAUUUUGCAUCUCAGUAUGUUGUUUUCUUCUCCUUUUUCCUUGCAUACUAAGGGGUGUGGUCAAGGUAAUGCUAUGAUCCAGUAAUGCGCAUGAUGGUAAGGGUUUGCCUUUAGUUGUUUCAGGAAAAAGCUGCCCUUAUGUUCUCUCCCUUUCUCAAUAUUUCCAAUAAUAUGCAUAACAUAAAGUGUUUGUAAAUUGAUAUCAAACUGUUUGUGACUUCACCUAAAUAAAUUUUUAUAUUUAAAUGCUA
Zonotrichia leucophrys gambelii is the source of this 2389-nucleotide messenger RNA. Its product is annotated as skin secretory protein xP2-like. The record is from RefSeq and is a predicted model, not a curated record. The transcript is spliced from 4 exons. Bases 1 to 1317 code for a protein of 438 amino acids. Lineage: Eukaryota; Metazoa; Chordata; Aves; Passeriformes; Passerellidae.